AGACCGUGAUCAAGGGUUUACAUCUUCAACAACCAAUAUCUGGCCCCUACUAAGGACCGUUCAACCACCAGAUUCGAAAUGCAGUAAAAAACAAAGGAUUCUUUUUGAAUCUGGGCUACUGAGUUAUCCAUUCAGUACAAGUAUCUGGCCCGUACCGAGUGCUCUUGACGACCAAGAGGCCAGCUUUUCAGGGAGACCCCUACCGAGUGCUCUUGACGAACAAGAGGACGACCGUUCGACAACCAGAUUCAAAAAUAUCCGCGAAUCUCAUCCUUAA
Molecule: messenger RNA, 277 nt
Organism: Ambispora gerdemannii
Lineage: Eukaryota; Fungi; Glomeromycota; Glomeromycetes; Archaeosporales; Ambisporaceae
Source: the annotation of a GenBank genome assembly